Polyodon spathula (Mississippi paddlefish) is the source of this 2595-nucleotide messenger RNA. RefSeq names its product bisphosphoglycerate mutase-like. The record is from RefSeq and is a predicted model, not a curated record. Lineage: Eukaryota; Metazoa; Chordata; Actinopteri; Acipenseriformes; Polyodontidae. The transcript is spliced from 3 exons. Gene Ontology annotation, molecular function: intramolecular phosphotransferase activity. Gene Ontology annotation, biological process: glycolytic process. Bases 171 to 950 code for a protein of 259 amino acids.
AUUUGUGGGGACUUCUCAGUGACGUACUGUGCAGUGCCGUUAUCUCUAUUGGCCAGGCACCGUGUCACUAACUGUGCAGUGCUGGGCAUUGUGUGCUAGUGUUUACAAGUCGGAGAGUAAAGCGAAAACCGCACCGAAUAAGGGAAACACUGUAAGGGGUGCCUGCCAGCAUGGCGAAAUGCAUGCUAGUUCUGCUGAGACAUGGGGAGGGGGCGUGGAACAAGGAGAACCGCUUCUGCAGUUGGGUGGAUCAGAAGCUGAGCUGCGCUGGGGUGAAGGAGGCCCAGGACUGCGGGAAGCUGCUGAAGGAGCUGGGCUACGAGUUUGACCUGGUCUUCACCUCCAUCCUGAGCCGCUCCAUCCAGACAGCCUGGCUGGUUCUGGGGGCCAUGGGCCAGGAGUGGGUGCCAGUGAAGAAGUCCUGGAGGUUGAACGAGCGGCACUACGGCGCCCUCAUCGGGCUCAACAGGGCUGAGAUGGCUCUGAACCAUGGCGAGGAGCAGGUCAGGAUCUGGAGGAGGAGCUACGGGGUCAUGCCUCCGCCCAUUGAUCAAUCACACCCUUACUUUUUCGAGAUCUACAACGACCGGCGGUACGAGACCUGCGACCUGCCCAAGGACAAGCUGCCCCGGACGGAGAGUCUGAAGGAGGUGCUGGACAGGCUCCUGCCCUACUGGGAGGAGGUGAUCGCUCCGGAGAUCAGAAAAGGGAGGAGGGUUCUCAUCUCGGCACAUGGGAACAGCACCCGGGCUCUGUUGAAGCACCUGGAAGGUAUCUCAGACGAGGAGAUUUCCAGCCUUACCCUGCCCACCGGGGUACCUGUUGCCUUGGAACUGGAUGAGAACCUGCGCCCCACCAAGCCUCACAAGCUGCUGGGAGACGAGGGGGUGAUUCAGGCAGCGAUUAAGAGAGUGGAGGAUCAAGGGAAGGUCCUGGUCCCAGCCCAAUAGAACCCUGUUGCUUCAUAGAGACACUUUUUCUUUCUGCUGUUAAAUUAAUAUAUUUACACAUAUACAUUAGUUUGUAUGUGUGUGUGUGUGUGUGUGUGUGUGUGUGUAUAUAUAUAUAUUUUUUUUUUUUGACAUGGUUACUGUAAUAAUGAAUCAAAUACACAGCAGAGACGCUGGCUUAUAAAUGACAUGUGAAAAUAAACAGAGCGCUUAAAAAAUCCUUUUGGCUAGAGAGUAACCUGAGGAUGAAUGUGGUACUUUUUCACAUAUUUGAAGCAAGUUAUGUGAGGUGGACUGUGGAGACCCCUGAUCAGAUGGAAGUGGAGGGAGAGAGACUGCUUGUGCUUCGAUUUCAAUGCAAGUCUAACUUUGCAAAGCUUGCCUUUAAACAAAAGUUAGGAGAGUGUCAAAACAAAAACUAAGACUAUGCAAAAACAUUCUUCGUUUGGUACAGAUAACAACCAAUACUUUUUUUUUGCCUAUAAAUUGUAUUUCUAGCAGUCUUUAUUUCAAUAUUCAGAAACAUGCCGCUAUACAAAGAUAUAAGACUUGCCUUGCAUUACUUGCUGUAAUUCAUGUUUGUGUCUAGUGUUCAGGGUUUUUUGUCAUCAUUGCUGAUAAUAACAGCUUUUGCUAUGAGAAAUUGAAGUCGCAUUAAAAUAUGUUUUACAAACUUUUAAGAAGUUACAAAACCAGAAGCCAACUUCUCAUUCGUCUUUGUUUACUUUUAAUUGAAAAGCUACUAAAAAAGCAACGUUGUUUAGAGCUAAGUUAUGUGUAUAUGUGUUAUUGUAUGUUAAGUAUAUUUCUGAAGAUAGAAAGAUGGUUUAUUUAAUUGCACAGCACGGAGUCAUUGAAAUGCAAUAUUAUAUGCAGUGUUAUGGGAUUAUGUAGGGACAUUUUUAAUUUAACACAUCUACAUCAGACAAUAUGAAGAGUGCACUUACUGUUAAUUUUAACACUUUCAGGAACGUUGGUACCUCCUACAAUGAGCUCAGUUGAAGAGAUAAGGUCUUCGAGAAUUACUUGAAUUUAUUUAUUUAUUUAUUUAAAUUAUAAAAAGUUAUACAAAAACACUUUGUUUCCAUGCCCUAAAGGUAGCUUCAGCCACAUGCACACAAGUUUCCGUGAAGCUCAUUGUAUUAACUUGCAGCAGGGGGUGGUUAUCAAUACAAUCUGCAAGCUCGGCUGAAGCUUAGGAAAGCAAAAGAAAAAUGUAAACAAAUGCCAAAGGGAAAAAAAAAAAAAGAUUUUUCCUUUUUGUGGUUGGUGCUAUUUUGAUAGCUCUAUUUGUAUCAGAAUGGGUUCACAAGGUACAGCAUGCCUCAACCUUUUGCAAAACCUGGGAGGGAAAAAAACUAAUGUUUUGUGGUGUUUUUUAUUUUAUUUUUUAUGCUAACAUCAGUGUUUUUUUAAAAAUAUGUAUUUGUGUACCUCUGGUUAUGAAGUAAGCAUUAUAAAAUUGUAAUAGGCAUGUAGAUAUGUUGGACUCUGGCAAUACUAGAUGAGGUUUAUAUCUAUAUAUAUAUGUGUGUGUGUGUGUGUGUGCACUUUGGUUUAAUGUUCAUUGAUAAAAAAAAUGCCCUUGCUGUCUAAUUACUGUAUUGUAAUGCCCAUUUUAUUAAAGCAAGACCAGUUGAUGCCU